Ornithodoros turicata is the source of this 987-nucleotide messenger RNA. RefSeq lists its product as uncharacterized. The transcript has 8 exons. The coding region runs from base 107 to 898 and encodes 263 amino acids. The record is from RefSeq and is a predicted model, not a curated record. Lineage: Eukaryota; Metazoa; Arthropoda; Arachnida; Ixodida; Argasidae.
UAGUGAACGUGACACGUUUCUUUCACGCAGCAGGCUGCAGUAUAUCAUCUUCUCUAGGAUCCUUUCUGGGACAGCGAUCGCCGUUAUCCGUAACGUCACACAAGCAAUGGAUAUUGGAAGCAGAGACGGUGCCGUCCUUGUUGGGGCCUACUCACUUGUAAACAGCGUGGCGGGGUUUCUUGCUGCCAUUGACCCUGGGAAAUCCUUCUUGCGCCCUCAAGGUUACUUGUACUAUGUGGUCGCCCUCAAGGCCGGAGAAAAUUUCCUAAAUGUCGUGGCCGCAGUAAUCCUGAUCGCUGGAACGUGGCAUAUGGAUGAUGAGCCGGACGCGGCAGGCAGACGCGGUAGCCAUAUGAAGCUUACAGCUGCGUAUUUUAAGAACCCACGUCGUGUGUUGGUCAUCUUCACAGUGUGGCACCUCACAGCGUCUCCUGGAAGCGUCGGAGCAGACAUAUUUUUGGGAUAUCACGCUUCCGAUACGAACUCUAAGUUUGCACUGAGCACAACCAUACGGGUCGGCAUGGAGCUUUUAAAGUACUACGUAAUGUUCUGCUUCUGGAGGCUGUACCGUAAACUGGAAGAGCGGGAGAGGCCCAUUGAAGUGGAUAUAUCUCAAGAGUCUUGGCUACCUCCUGCUAUCAAGGCUUCCGCUACAACAGAAGAAGGAAGCCAAAGAACCGCUGCCGUCUUCAAGAGACGCCACUCGGUAGCCUCAAGUGGAAAACUUAGUUCCUACGCAAGCAACAUUUCCACAACAACCCACUCGAGUUAUCUCCAUCCCCUCCAUUCGGGUUCAUCAGCGCGACAUACAGUGCUCAGCAGCAGAAGCGAGAGGCUGUCAACACGUCGAGAUAUACUUAUUUUCGAUGACUCAAAGCUUCCACCUGCACCGACGUAAUCUAUAACUGUUACACUUCCGUGCGUGUUACUAUUUUUCACAAAUAGAAUUUAGGUGGAGUACGUUACAAUUAAAAGCGUUAUCAAGCA